GAUUACAGGAGAUACAUGGGAAGAAACGAAACUCAGUAGCAAGUGAUCACUGACACAAAUCUCCAGAAGAAGAAGAGGACCCACUAGAGACUAAUCCAAGGCAGAGGAACGGAGGCAUUGUUCUCCAACUUAUUAAAAAAUAACAAUGGACUCGUCAGUAGGAAAACAUACACCAAAGGCUGUGCCAGGAAGAAGCACUACGCCUGCUGUGAAUCCCCCUCAAAGCAAUGCGUCAGCUAGAAAACCUCGUCUGGGUAAAGCACUGGAAAUGCCUGGCCAAUAUGGAAAAUUCCAGGAGCCAUGCAAAGCCAGUGAACCACCUAAAGUACUCAACACACAAGGUGUCCAUCCAACAACAAGGAGCACAAAAAGUACAGAAGACUCUUCAAAUGCUGCAAGAGCAGCCACUGGCAAGAAGUAUUCACGGACCUCAAAGGACUCUGGGGCUCUCCAUCCUAUCCCUGAUGUCCCUAAAAGACAAGCAACAAGGGCAUCUGGAAAUCAUCUUUCACAAGGAGAUAUUGAUGAUAUAGAACGACAGACCCGUGGGCAGAGAGAAAAUCCGGAAUGGUAUUACUGGCGUCAGAACCGCAUUACCGCUUCUUUAGCGCAUCGAAUAUCUCACAGUAGAUUUGCUAAUCAGAAGACCAAUGAUAUUCCACAGUCUUAUCUGAAAACCAUAUUGGGUUCAGCACCUGGAGUUCAAACUGCUGCCAUGAACUGGGGUAUCAGGAAUGAGAAGAAAGCUGUCAAUGCCUAUGAGAGACUGGCAUCGAUCCAUAAAGGCAGAGAAGUGCAGGUGGAACCAUGUGGUUUAUUCAUUCACCCAACCAAAAACUGGUUGGCAGCAAGUCCUGAUGGGGUAGUAAAAGACAGACAAACAGGAGAGACUCUAAAUAUUUUGGAGGUGAAGUGCCCAUAUAAACAUAGAGAGCACACAGUACGUGAAGCAUGCAAAGAUAAUGAUUUCUGCUUAACCUUGAAUGGUGAUUCUUAUACCUUGAAGCCGCGUCAUACCUACUACACCCAGGUACAGACCCAGAUGGCAGUUACAGGUAUAAGAAAUGUAGACUUUGUUGUCCACACUAAGAAAGAGACAGUAGUUGUCCCAGUGAAAUUUGACCUAGAGUUCUGGAAAACCACAGAGCCAAAGCUGGAAAGAUUUUAUACGGAAGCUGUACUGCCUAACGUGGAGGACACCAACAAAAGAGAAGUGCAGAAUAAAGGUGUGUACACCCCAGAGGAAUAAAGAAGUACGUACAACUGCCCAAGUUAGGAGUCAGGUCAUAAACUACAAGAGCCUGAUCCCAUAACCAAACCACACUGGCUUUUUGGAAUGGCUGUGAUAAGAUUAAGCAAUGACUCAUUUCAUUGUAUAUAGCAAAAAAUUAUGAUUUACAGCUGGAAUUAUGGCAAAUUAAAUACUUUAGAAAAUA
Molecule: messenger RNA, 1436 nt
Organism: Bufo gargarizans (Asiatic toad)
Lineage: Eukaryota; Metazoa; Chordata; Amphibia; Anura; Bufonidae
Exons: 2
Coding region: 146-1249 (367 amino acids)
Source: RefSeq, a predicted model, not a curated record